This is a messenger RNA of Cornus florida, 684 nucleotides long. Its product is annotated as secreted RxLR effector protein 161-like. NCBI's taxonomy places the organism in Eukaryota, Viridiplantae, Streptophyta, Magnoliopsida, Cornales, Cornaceae. The record is from RefSeq and is a predicted model, not a curated record. The transcript has a single exon. Bases 1 to 684 code for a protein of 227 amino acids.
AUGAAAAACAUUCCCUAUGCAUCUGCAGUUGGGAGUUUAAUGUAUGCUCAGGUUUGCACACGGCCAGACAUAGCAUUUGUUGUUGGUAUGCUAGGCAGAUACCAAAGUGAUCCUGGCAUGGAUCAUUGGAGAGCGGCAAAGAAAGUAAUGAGGUACCUGCAAAAGACAAAGAACAAUUUGCUCAUAUAUAGAAGGAUCGACAAGCUUGAAGUGGUGGGUUAUACAAACUCUGACUUUGCUGGUUGUCAGGAUAGCAUGAAAUCCACUUUAGGAUUUAUCUUCAUGAUGGCUGGAGGAGAAAUUUCAUGGAAAAGUAUUAAACAAACACUAACUGUUUCAUCCACCAUGGAGGCAGAGUUUAUUGCAUGUCAUGCAUUAUGGUUACGGAACUUCAUCUCAAGACUUAUGGUGGUAGAUUCUAUUUCUAAACCAUUGAUGAUUUUCUAUGACAAUUCCGCUGUAGUUAUGUAUUCAAGGAACAACAAGAGUUCAGGAAAAUCUAGAUAUAUAGAUAUUAAAUACUUUGUUGUAAAAGAGAGGAUUCAGAACCAGCUUGUGUCUAUUGAGCACAUUAGUACACAACAAAUGAUUGCUGAUCCCAUUACUAAAGGACUGUCGCCUAAGCUAUACAGUGAACAUGUUGCUCAUAUGGGUAUUAUUGAUAGCUUUGAUUUACUUCGUUAG